Ornithodoros turicata is the source of this 1932-nucleotide messenger RNA. RefSeq lists its product as uncharacterized. The coding region runs from base 1 to 1932 and encodes 643 amino acids. The transcript has 3 exons. The record is from RefSeq and is a predicted model, not a curated record. Lineage: Eukaryota; Metazoa; Arthropoda; Arachnida; Ixodida; Argasidae.
AUGAGAUCAACCGGCGACGUACACGGACUGAGAAAGUUGUACGACCACGUCCAGAACCACGUACGCGGACUGCGCGCCCUCGGCGUUUCAAGUGAAAGUUACGCCUCAAUGAUGGUGGACAUUCUGUUUACGUCGCUGCCGCAGGAUAUGGUGGUUGAGUAUCAUCGGUUGGCCAGGUAUACGUCGACCGACGAACAAGAAUCGACCAGCGGAUCGGAGUCCGAAGCAGACGAGGAACUAGCAAAGACCACGUAUCUCCGGGGUCUAAUCGACGGAGGUAGCCAGCGUACCUUCGUGCGCGACGAUGUAGCGAAAAGACUCAAGCUCAAGGUGGUGGGGGAAGCGUCACUGCAACUCAUUACCUUUGCCAACGACACCACCGCUAGAAGACCAGUGGUAAAGGUGAAGAUUGUGCAGCUAGUGCUCCAUAGCCAAUACAACUCCGAAGCGUACAUCAUCGAGGCCCUGACGAUCCCAUCUAUCUGCGAGGUGACGUGCCCAAAUAUUCCCGGCGAAUCUGGAAUCAGCGUUUUGAUUGGGUGCGACCACAUGUGGCGGCUGCUGAGUGGUGAAGUCUGCCGAAGCAAGGACAACGACAAGUUGGUGGCAAUCUCGACAGUUUUUGGAUGGACGUUUCAGGGACCAACGACGUUAUCUGCCCACCUCGGCAUCGACAGAACAACUGCUGCGUGCGUGUUGCGUGUGGGUGUAACAGAGAAACCCCCACCGGACUAUCUGAAACGAUUCUGGGAGUUGGAGAGCGUGGGAAUUGUCGACGAUGAAAAGAACAAUACGCUAAUCGAUUCAUCCGCCAUGGAGGAAUUCCAGGAAAAUAUCACGUUCGCCGAUGGUCGAUACCAAGUUGCUCUGCCAUGGAAAGCAGGGAUGGCCACCUUGCCCGAUAACCUCGAGGUGGCGAAAUGCAGGCUACAGAGUCUCGUGCGGCGGCUACGGCGAGAUGGCAGCGUGAGGCAGUACGACGACGCCAUAAGGGCCUACACCAAAAACGACCACGCAGAAAGGGCAACUGUCGACGCGCGGGAUUCGGACUGCACGUGCUACUACAGGCCACAUAGAGCGGUGAUCCGCGACAGUUCCACUUCCACAAGAUUACGGGUCGUCUUCGACGCCUCGUCUCACGGUCACGCAGCCACGUCCUCGAGCGACCAUCUUGAAAAGGGUCCAAAACUUAAUUCCGAUCUGAUACCCAUUUUGCUGCACUUCCGCAUGUACAAGAUUGCGAUUACGGCAGACAUUCAGAAAGCAUUCCUGCAAAUCAGCAUCAGACCAUCAGAUAGAGAUGCAUUGCGCUUUCUCUGGUUCUCCAGCCCGCCUUUUCCUGGUGCCCCAUUGCCAGCACUUGAACAUUGGAGAAUGACCCGCGUGCCUUUCAGGACUUCCGCGAGCCCAUCUCUGCUUGCGGCUACUCUGCAACAUAAUCUGCAAAACACGAAAGGACCCGACGAGGACAUUGCCAUCACUUUGGCCAUCUCCGUUUACGUAGAUGAUCUGCACAUGGGUGCCGAUACGCUGGAGAAAGCAAGGAGAAUCACCGCGGGAGCGCAGGCCAUAAUGCAACGGGCAGGGAUGAAGCUGAGCAAGUGGUCAUCGAGUGCCAUGGAGCUGCAAAGUGUUUUCGAAGAGCCGAACACGGACAACUGCAACGUGAACAAGCGGCUGGGAGAUACUGAAGACAGAAAAGUCCUUGGCAUCGUUUGGGACAGAACUGGUGAUAACUUCAGGUUUUCUGCCGAACAUCUACUGGACACUAUGACCGCCGCAACGCCGACGAAGCGCAGCGUGUUGCAAACAUGUGGCAAGAUCUUUGACCCGCUCGGUUUCCUCGCUCCUUAUAGAAUCAGAGCGAAUAUUUUAUUCCAGAGAAUAUGGGAGCGAGGACUGGACUGGGGGGGACACCGAGCUCCCAGAUGA